Drosophila eugracilis is the source of this 2476-nucleotide messenger RNA. RefSeq names its product dynein intermediate chain 3, ciliary. Bases 472 to 2412 code for a protein of 646 amino acids. Lineage: Eukaryota; Metazoa; Arthropoda; Insecta; Diptera; Drosophilidae. Gene Ontology annotation, biological process: cilium movement; outer dynein arm assembly. Gene Ontology annotation, molecular function: dynein heavy chain binding; dynein light chain binding. Gene Ontology annotation, cellular component: outer dynein arm. The transcript has 2 exons. The record is from RefSeq and is a predicted model, not a curated record.
CAUUGUAUUUUUUGGUUAACAAAAUUUGUUUAGGUCACACUGUUUUUUAAAGUUUGCUGUACAUCUCAUGGAAAUACAAAUAUUUUUUAAAUUAAAUAAUUCAAAAUAUUUUACAUUUUAUUAAAUUGAUCAUAUUAUAUUAUAUGAUCAUAAAACUCAUUUGGCCAAGUUAUGGACUAUUGCGGAGCAAAUUUGUGUCUCCUCCUUCCAAGUUUUUGGCAACUUCGAAUUGGAGAUCAUACAAAUAAUGACGCUAUGGAUAUUCUCAGGCUGAUUUUGUUAUUUAAUCAAUCACACAUAAAUAAAAAAAAACAUACUACAGACAGAUACUUGGUAAACACAAAAAUAAGAAAAAAAACAAAUAGUGCACACGGGAAGAGGAGGAACAGAACUAAACUCAAUCCAUUUCAACCUAUGGGUAAAGACGCGCUUUAAGGGCUUAAAGUACCAAAAUCUUUAUCCUAUCUUACCAUGAAUCAAAACCAAUUCAUCUAUUCCCGAGAAAGGCGUCGCUUUGGGCGGCAGUGCCGGUUCCAAGACCGCAAUGAACUGAUGGUCAGUGUCCAUCCCAGUGGCCGCCAACGUCUGAAAUACAUCUUGCGAAACCCCUCUGUGCAUUCCACCCAACUGAGUCGACAGAUGGCCUUGACCAUCAUGGAGACGGAGAAUGUGACUCUGGAUCAUCAUGGGAUGUAUCACUACGAGGGCGGUUGGCCCAAAGAGGUUAACUCCAACGAUGAGGAGCAGACACUGCGCCAUCGCAAGAAAGUGGAGCGUGAGGAUAGCUGGGGUGAGCAGGUCUUGGAGAUGAUUCGUAACACAAUGGCCGUGGCGGAGCAGAACAAUACCCUGAAUAUCUAUCAGAACUUUUUUUCGGAUCUCCCUGCGGAGUUGGGUCACGACAUACGGAUGAGAUUUCGUGCACGGGUGGCCAAUGUGUUUCAUGAUCUCUGGCUGCCGGCCCGCAGAAUGAAAUCCAUCGAGUGGAUGCCAAAUAAUGAUCGUCAGUUUAUGACCCAGUUCACCAAUCAAUACCGAAAAACAGAGCGACUCCGUUUGCUCACGGAUGAACCGUUUGGAGAGGCCAAUGGCUUUUAUGUAUGGGAUGUGAAGAAUCCUCUCAAGCCGAAGAUUUUUUACGACAGUAAGGAGCCGGUAUCAUUAGCCAAGAUUUGUCCCAAGGACGAGAACAACAUGGUGGGUGGCACGGAGCUGGGGCAGGUCUGUUUAUGGAACACCUUUAAGGGCGGACUGCCGGUGCGGAAUUGCCCUCUGGAGGUGUCCCAUAGGGAGACCACAUCAGCCCUUUGCUGGGUCCAUUCCAAAUCCAACACAGAGUUCUAUUCGGGUUCGCUGGAUGGUUCUAUUAAGUACUGGGAUACCAGGGAUCUCAAAAUGCCCAUGCAGGAGUUACUUCUUGAACCGGAACCACAGGAGCGUCAAUCUAGGAUGGAUUCGCAUGGAGUCACGGUCCUGGAAUUCGAGUAUACUAUCCCAGUGCGCUUCAUUAUCUGCAGCGAUAUGGGUCAUGUCUUUGUGGGAAAUCGGAAAGGAAUGACUCCCACGGAAACGCUUCUGGCCCAUUAUAAACUUUUUGCCGGCCCAGUGCGCAGUAUCAACCGUAAUCCAUUUUUUGUCAAGAAUUUCUUAGUCACGGGCGAUUGGCGGGCAAGAAUUUGGUCCGAAGAGGCCAAGGAUGGACCGUCCACCAUGUAUUUCCGAAAGAACUCGCAAAUUGUUUGCGGAGCUUGGAGUACAGGUCGCUGUUCGUUAUUCGUCACUGGAGAUAUGAAUGGUGUUGUCGACUUCUGGGAUCUGUUACUUCACCAGCGAAAACCCAUUUUCUCUGUGGAUUUUAAGGUUCCCAUUGCAGAUGUCGUCUUCCGGUCGGAUGGUGAUCUACUAGCCAUUGCUCUAAAGAAUGGUGACAGUCAUAUCUUGACACUAGAUGAAUCUAUGCGACAGGCAACUGUCAAGGAGAAGGCACUUAUUGCAGCCAUGUUCGAGCGUGAAAUUGUACGGAGUAAACUUUUGGAGGCUCGUUAUGAUGAAGUUAAGCUCAAGCGGAAAACCCUUUUAAUGGCAGAGGAAGAUCGAGCGCGGCAACAACAGGAAAUGGCACCCGUCCUUGAGCUGGAUCCUGACGAUCCCGACCAGUUUGUGAUGAUGAUCGAGGGCGAUGAUCAAUUCCGAACGGCCAUUAGUGACUUUCAGGAUAUAAUACUCAGUGUGGAAAGGAAGCGAUCGAAAAGGAAGGUGAUUAUGGAGCGCACGGUCUUUGAAGAAUGGAAUCCAGCUGAUGAAAAAAUCCAGGGUGAACCUAUUCGAUAUGUAAAACCCGAUCAACAAAUGCAGAUUUUAAGAAAUUCUGUGGAAUCAAGAUCUUUGCAGGGAUCUAUGAAACCCCAAUGAACAUUUGAUUGUACAAGUAAAUUAGGUUAAAUAGGCCAACAGAUAAAAGUGAAUAUAUAUAGUA